AUGCUGGCGAGGUGGGCGGCGCCUGCACAGCUUCGGUCGAUUCCGAGGCGGGUGCCGUCUGUCUGUUCCCCGUCCCCUAAUGUGUUGAGCAGAUGCGGCAAUGAAAAGCUCGCCUUUGCAGUUUACAAGAGUGGCUGCAGUAGCGGAUGCAUAAGGGGCUGCACCACUGCUGCGUGCACGUCGCAGUGUCAAGAAAGGAAGCCAUGUGGUUGCUGUGACCUAUGGCCGAAAGAGGCUCGACGGGGCAGGCAUAUACUUGCUCUGCAAAGUAACGCUGUGAAUCAGCCACAGGAUGGUCCCCGUUCCAGGUGGAGGGGCUCACAAGGUGCAUUUCAGCCUGUGCCCCAGUCAGCCUUUGACAACGAACCGCCCCUACAAAUAGAAACUGGAAAUUCUGUCGCCUCGCUCAGAGAUAUGUCACGUUCCCCUCAGGCUCUUGUUAAAUACCUUGACAACUAUAUUGUGGGACAGACACAAGCCAAAAGGGCAGUUGCAGUCGCGUUGCGUCAGCGCUGGAGGCGCCGGCAGGUUGCCGACCCCGAAAUGAGGGCCGACAUCACGCCGAAAAAUAUUCUACUGAUAGGGCCCACCGGGGUCGGCAAGACAGAAAUCGCAAGGCGCCUAGCAAAGCAUCUGGAUGCUCCUUUCGUCAAGGUUGAGGCUACCAAAUACACGGAAGUUGGGUUUCACGGCAGGGAUGUCGAUCAGAUUAUCAAGGACCUCGUCGAGGUUGCAGUAAAGCAGAAAAGGACAAUCCUCGAGUCCCAGCUGAGGCUUGCAGCUAAGGAAAAGGCUGAAGCAAAAGUUCUGGAGGCACUGGCUGGAAAAAUGCCAGUAAGUUGGCUACGCGGCGAAGACACACAAUUUUGA
Messenger RNA from Eimeria necatrix, 870 nucleotides. RefSeq names its product ATP-dependent heat shock protein, putative. The transcript has 4 exons. NCBI's taxonomy places the organism in Eukaryota, Apicomplexa, Conoidasida, Eucoccidiorida, Eimeriidae. The coding region runs from base 1 to 870 and encodes 289 amino acids. The record is from RefSeq and is a predicted model, not a curated record. Gene Ontology annotation, molecular function: ATP binding; ATP hydrolysis activity.